AUGAAAGAGUUAUCAGAAAAAGUGGAUGAAGCUUUGCGUAACGGGGUUGAACGUGGCGAGCGCAGUGUGAAUCAAUUGAGUCGCAGUAUUGCUAUGCCACCGUUGGCAACACAUAUCAAUCGCUCUGUGCGGCAGUCACAAUCCCCACCACCGGCAGCAGCGCCACCGUCACCACCACCGUUACCGUUACCACCCCAGCCGAUACAAGAACAUCUACAACGAAAAAUACAGGACCAAGAAAACCAAGUAUCACAGAGUUCACAAACUUCCCCAGACGUGAUUAAACCAUCGUCUUCAAACAGUUCAUCACGAACCGUCCGUCCAAACCCGGAAACCUCUGUAGAGACGCCUCGAUCAAGCGAAUCGCAGUCCGAGGUCAACUUCUUCCCACUCGCUCAACAGCUUCUAUACUACACAGUUGUGGUAUUUUGUGUAUACAAAUUGACCGGAUGGUUGCACAUCCGACCCACAUUUGGUGAACCGACGGAGGAGCAUAGUUUUCUCUAUCGUUUUGUCAUGGUCCUUUUUCACUGGAUUUUCGGUUUAGAGUAA
This is a messenger RNA of Echinostoma caproni, 552 nucleotides long. NCBI's taxonomy places the organism in Eukaryota, Metazoa, Platyhelminthes, Trematoda, Plagiorchiida, Echinostomatidae. The record is from the annotation of a GenBank genome assembly.